AUGCUACGACACGCUGUGAGUCGAUUGUCAGUUCGCGCUACUUCCCAAUGCCGACCCGCCUCUUGGGGCUCACGGCCUCUUCUCGUCUCGAGCCGGUCCUUGCCCGUCGUCCAUCGCAAUAACUUCGCCAAUUCAUCGAUUUUGUACAAGAAGAAAGACAAGGGGAAAAAUGCAACUAGCGAUUCGGAAUUGCAAGGGCCCGCAACAUCCCCAGAGGACCCUUUCGACCUUGCGCAGCUCCAAACAGGCAUAUCAACUGCUGUUACGCGAUUGAAGGAUGAUCUUUCGAAACUUCGUGCAGGGGGGCGGUUUAACACUGCCUCCCUGGAAAGCUUGAAGGUCCAACUAGGGAAGGACAGUAGUGAUUCAUUCAAGCUUGGGGAUCUAGCACAAGUAGUGCCUAAAGGAGGACGGAUGGUGACCUUAUUAGCGGCCGAGGAGGAGCAUAUCAAACCUCUCGCGUCGGCCAUCGUGUCCUCAAAUCUGUCUCUGACUCCUCAGCCGGACCCUUACAACCCCCUCCAGCUCAAUAUUCCCAUCCCCCCACCGACAAAAGAAUCCCGAGACCAAAACGUCAAUGUCGCUAAACAGGCCUUUGAAAAAGCCGCCAACACCGUCCGCGAUGCUCGGGGUGUUAUGCACAAGCGGUUACAAGACAUGCAAAAAAGAAGACUGCGCGGCCUGAUGAUGUGCGCAAGGCCCAUGACCAAAUGGAAAAGGCCACGGACAAGGGGCAGAAAGAAGUGA
Messenger RNA from Penicillium argentinense, 747 nucleotides. RefSeq names its product ribosome-recycling factor. The record is from RefSeq and is a predicted model, not a curated record. Gene Ontology annotation, biological process: translation. Gene Ontology annotation, cellular component: mitochondrion. The transcript has 2 exons. The coding region runs from base 1 to 747 and encodes 248 amino acids. NCBI's taxonomy places the organism in Eukaryota, Fungi, Ascomycota, Eurotiomycetes, Eurotiales, Aspergillaceae. Gene Ontology annotation, molecular function: ribosomal large subunit binding.